This is a messenger RNA of Seminavis robusta, 1380 nucleotides long. Lineage: Eukaryota; Bacillariophyta; Bacillariophyceae; Naviculales; Naviculaceae. The record is from the annotation of a GenBank genome assembly.
AUGUGCACUUCUACCAAGACAAUGAUCACGAGCCAAUCCAGCGCCCAGGAAAGUGCUGCAACAACCGCACUCCUUCGUAGCCUCCAGUUCAGUGGAGUCCAAUUCCUGCGCUUUGUCACCGUCGAUGCUUGCAAUAACAUUCGAUCCAAGGUCAAACCCGUCAAAUACCUAUUGAAUCAGGAGGCCAAGAGUCUUGACAAGCAAGUAUCCAUUGCUGCAGUCUGCUUUGCUGGUCUCCCUCACCAUGCCGACUACAUGGUGGAUGGAUCCGGCAUGGAUGCCAGAAACGUCCUCAGUGUCCAACCCGACCUUGGCACCUUUCGCGUGCUUCCCUAUGCACCCAAAUCUGCCAUUGUCAUGGGCAACUUGAUGGAUCAGUAUACGGACGAACCGAGUCCAUUUUGCACCCGUACAGUCCUGCGCAAGGUCGUGGAACAAGCCGCCCAGCAACACAACAUUGCAUUUUCCGUGGGAGUGGAACUCGAGUUUUGCCUGGUCCAUGCCGAGACUGGCAACUUUGUCGACCAAUCUGUCUACGGGAACACCACCACACUGAACCAACAAGAAGAUUACAUUAGUGAACUCUAUGAACAACUAGAACAGCAGUACAUCCCUGUUGAGUUGAUCCACUCCGAGUCGGGACCGGGACAGCUCGAAGUCGUCUUGCAAUACUGCAACGACCCAGUGGAGCUGGCGGAUCGUGUCUUGCUGGCCCAAGAGACAAUUCGUGCUGUUGCUCGCAAGUAUGGAUUCAAAGCUUUGUUUGCUCCCAAGUAUGACAUGAUGAAGGCUGGAAACGGGAUGCAUGUUCACAUGUCCAUUCGCAACGCCACCACUGGCAAGCCCCUCUUUACCACUCGCGGCGGCAUGAGUGCCCAGGGCGGGGCCUUUGUAGAAGGGAUUCUCCGACACUUGCCAGCCUUGAUGGGUCUAUCCCUGCCCACUGUCAACUCAUUUCGUCGAGUUGGCAAGGGGUGCUGGACAGGAAGCUCCGUUGGAUGGGCCCUGGAAGAUAAGGAGUCCAGUUUGCGAGUGUGCUCCAAUUUGACGACCAAAGAAUGGGACCAUGUUGAGUACAAGCUUUGCGAUAGCACCUGCAACCUGUACCUUGCCCUGUCGGGACUCUUGUCGGCCGGACUGGAAGGUAUUGCACAGGAGAUGGAAUUGCGGCCAGCCCUUGGUGCCUCGAGUGACGAGGACGCCCCCUUGCCUCAAACGGUGCAAGGCGCCCUUGAAGCCUUGAAACAGGACGAGUUGUUGAUAGAUGUUAUUGGAGAACGCUUGGGCCGGGGAUACCUUGCCUUGAGGCGGGAGGAGGCGGGACGCUCGUCUCAAUUGUCGCUGGAGGAGGAAGUUUCGGAAUUCUUGCAGCGCGCAUAG